AUGUCGAACUUGGCAAAGCUCGAAUUUGUUGCACUUGACAUCUCCGGAAAGAACUACCUUUCAUGGAUCAAUGAUGCUGAGGUUCAUCUUGAGGCUAUGAACCUAGGGGAAACCAUUAAGGAAGGCAAUGAGGCAUCCUCUGUGGAUCAAGCGAAAGCCAUGAUUUUUCUCAGACGCCACAUCCAUGAAGGCUUGAAGUGUGAAUACCUUACUAUCAAGGAUCCGUUAGCCCUUUGGGGAAAUCUCAAAAUUAGCUCCAAGUUACGACUUUGUGGAGAAAAUAUAACUGAUGCAGACCUAUUGGAGAAAACUUUCACCACAUUUCAUGCCUCCAAUGUGAACCAUCAGUCCCGUCCAACUCGAUCUGCACCAUUCCAUGAAGUGAAUGCUGCCUUGGCAUCAUCUCAUGAGGCAUAUGCUACCUCAUCACAUGGCGACCGUCGUCGAGGACGUGGUCGUGGUAGGGGUACCCGUAAUGGUCAAGUCCAAAAUAGUAAUAGCCACCGCUUGGGUCCAAGAAAUACCCAAGCAUCUCAUAACCACCAGAAGUGGAACAAACAAGACAAGACAAAUGGCUCCGAACCUUCAGCUGACAGGGUGAUUGAGGAAGCAUGUCAUAGGUGUGGUACAAAUGGGCAUUGGGCACGUGUAUGCCGCACACCAAAAUAUUUGGUUGAUCUUUACCAAGCCUCAAUCAAGGGCAAAGGAAAAAAGGUUGAGACAUAUUGGAUGGAUGCUGAUCCAACAGAGUUAGAACCAGUGGAUGCAACUCCCCUUGAUGUCUCAGACUUCUUUGUUGAUACUGAUGGCAAAUCUUUUGAUCCUAUGAUUAGUGAUGGGAUACUCCCCAAUUAA
This is a messenger RNA of Prunus avium (sweet cherry), 855 nucleotides long. Lineage: Eukaryota; Viridiplantae; Streptophyta; Magnoliopsida; Rosales; Rosaceae. The record is from RefSeq and is a predicted model, not a curated record.